Messenger RNA from Eriocheir sinensis (Chinese mitten crab), 7901 nucleotides. It is a transcript of the gene mats, whose product is annotated as MOB kinase activator-like 1. The record is from RefSeq and is a predicted model, not a curated record. Lineage: Eukaryota; Metazoa; Arthropoda; Malacostraca; Decapoda; Varunidae. Gene Ontology annotation, cellular component: cytoplasm; nucleus. Bases 15 to 857 code for a protein of 280 amino acids. Gene Ontology annotation, molecular function: protein kinase activator activity. Gene Ontology annotation, biological process: hippo signaling; positive regulation of protein phosphorylation. The transcript is spliced from 6 exons.
GUGUCAGGUUUGUUAUGGUUGAUCAGCUGAUUGUGACCCUGCAAGGCGUUUCCCUCCAUGGUGAUACACAGGCGGCGGAACACCUCCCCGCCGCCCCCACAGUAACGGCUGGUGGAAAGGAAGCCCUGAGGCACGCCCGCCAGGACUGUUUGCGGCUACUUCCCCCGGCUGUGUUGCAAGGCACACGGGAGACUCAGCAGCCUGCACCAGUGCUAAAUGUUGGGAGCCGGGCGAGCAAGACUUUCAAACCCAAGAAGCACAUCCCUGAGGGCACCCACCAGUAUGAUCUGAUGAAACAUGCCGCCGCCACUCUUGGCUCUGGUAACCUGCGGUCGGCAGUCAUGCUGCCUGAGGGGGAAGACCUUAACGAGUGGGUGGCGGUUAACACAGUGGACUUCUUCAACCAGAUCAACAUGCUGUAUGGGACCAUAACAGAGAUGUGUACGGAAGACUCGUGCCCUGUUAUGUCUGCUGGACCCAAGUACGAGUACCACUGGGCUGACGGACAGACAGUCAAGAAGCCCAUCAAGUGCUCAGCCCCCAAGUACAUUGACUACCUCAUGACAUGGGUGCAAGACCAGUUGGAUGAUGAGACCCUCUUCCCCUCAAAGAUAGGUGUACCAUUCCCAAGAAACUUCCAGAGCAAUGCCAAAACCAUACUGAAGCGACUCUUCCGGGUUUAUGCACACAUUUACCACCAGCAUUUCUCGGAGGUGGUGCAGCUAGGGGAAGAGGCCCACCUCAAUACUUCCUUCAAGCACUUCAUAUUCUUUGUCCAAGAGUUUCAGUUGAUAGAGCGGAAGGAGCUGGCACCCCUCCAGGAGCUGAUUGACAAACUCGCUGCCAAGGACCGAUGAUUCUGAAUGGGGGAGGUAUUUGUCGUACUUGAGGGUUGGGAGCAUGAUUUGAAGUAGGGUUGGGGAAUUUCCUGUGCUGUCCAGGCAUAUUAAUCCACACCUCAAAUAAGUUUUUAGUGAAGUUUGUGAAAUAUGCUCUCUUUGACAUACAGUGGGAUGAAAACCAGUUGUGCUUUCUUUGUCUUUGAACUGCACAGCAAGAUUCGUCGAUCUUACAGAAGGGGGAAGAAUUUUCUCUCAUGUGCCUCCAUACAUUAAAACUGUAGACAACUGGUUUGAUUUUUCAGGAGGUAGUAGGUAAAUCAUGCAAGUGUUAUAUGGAAUUGAUAACAUAUUGUUGUCAUAUCUUCAACUCAAAAAAUAACUAUUAGGGCAGGUUCCCUCCCUUAGCUUGGGAGUAAACUCUUUCAGAUUCAGAUGCCUUACCUUUGUGCAUUUCUCCCAUCUAUUAUUACUAGCUAAUAGGGCCACACCAAGUAAUGCCAUGUCAAGUUGAAACCAAAGCACUUACCACCAACUCCUUGAUUGGCUUGGCCAUAAUAGCCAGUAAUUUUCUUUUCAUAUAUUUUUUUAAUCCAUGUUCUUCCUCCAUUCAUUAGCUUUGUUCUGUAAGUGUAGUUGAAGACAUGAUUCAUUAUUCUUAAGUAUUCAAAUUGAUGGGAAUCGCACAGUAUAAAGGUGGUUGGGUUAAGCAUUAAUUCAUAAGCAUCGUUCAGUUGUUUAUGCAAGUGCAUCACAAUGCUGCACACAUGCUUGCCAUUGCUGCAUUUUAGCACAUUUAGUUUUCUCUUACAAAAGCAUUUUCAUUCAUCAUGGUUAAUUCUAUACUACUUGUAAUAAUUUAUGGUCUUAGUGUUGGAGUCCAAUCAUACCAUAAAGGCUUUGUAGCUUCAUGUUGUGUCACCCACUUCUAGUUGCACAGUCAAGAUUAUUUUAGCUCUUUAGGCUACUUUAAAACAAGAAUGAAAUAAUAAAUAUACAGUUUCUUUCAUCACAGUGCAAUGCCAGCCAAUUUUAAAAGCACUAAGUGGAAUUUAAUUUCAUUGGAGUCAAGUGUGCUCCUGUUACUUGUGCAUUUCUCAACACUUGCACCUAACAGUCUUCCACAAAGUGUCAGAUUUACUGUUCUCAUGCAACCACAUUAGGCACUACAUUUUUCCAGAGUGAGGAAGGCUGGACAACACUUUGUACACAGUUGAGUUGUGAGGUUGUGAAGAGGGCUGUUGUGUGUAUGGGGCAACAUGUAGUUCAUUUAUGAAGCCGCAGUGGGAUUUAUGCCACUGUUUUUCCAUUACAUUCUUUAAAUAAACGAGUCAGUGGAUAGGCAGUUUGAAGAGUGAUUAUCCACAGUUAUUUGAUUUUAUUAAACAUGUAAGGGCUUACAGAGCAUGACAACAUAAAAAAAAAACUGUGGUUCAUACUUUCAAUUAUAACUGUUGAGGAAGCUUUAGUAAAUUAUUACACUUGCAGUAAUAUAGAUAAAUUAUAUUAUCUGCUUGCAGAGAUGGAAAUAAUCUUUCCCAGCAAAUAUGCAGAAGUGUAUCCAAUAGUUACUCAUCAGUGAAAAACCCAGAAAACCCAGUCAUUAGAGUACUCAGGAUUGAGAUAAUUUCUCAGGGUCUUUCUGUCAGUCUCAUUGUCAGAUUCUGGAAAGGAUUUACAUGAACAGGUGUUAUAUCACAGCAGACAUGUACCUUUUGAGAUAGUUUACAUUUCUAUCUGUAAGCCCUGUCUGAUUUUAGUUCUUGUAGACAAGCUCUAAUGUCAUUCAUUGAUUUUGUUCUUCUCUUUCUAAGAAAUACUGCUAAUGCACAAGGAUUCUGAUGAUAAUGCUACCAGUUGUUGUUCAGUAAUAUUGGGUGGAGAGAGGUUUGUGAUUCUUUCAACUGAACAAUUUUGAGUUUGCUUGGAUGUUAAGAUCCUAUAAAUGUUACAGAUCUGUGAAUUGGAUAAUGUGUUCGUGUUGGCAUUCAGGCUGCUAAAAGUGUAAACCUGAGUUGACAUAACUGAUGUUCAUUAGCAUUGCAGGAAAUUGUCAACCCAUUUAUUUUGGCCAGAGUUAUAUAGCUGAGCAACCAUAAUGUAAGGGUAUUAUGAUUCUUUGGUGCUGAAGUCAAGGUGAAGCACUGUGCACUUUGACAUAGGGGUCUCGUCUGUAUACACUAUGUGGAAAUGUUAAUUAUUUCAUAUUUGAAGUUUCAUUAGGUGGUGUUAAAUUUGUGGUGUUCACCCUUCUUGCUGCAGCAGGUUUAAGGCUUUUGGUGGGGUGAUGGAGAGCCAGUAUAUGAUUUUUUAUUUUUGUAUUUUUUUCAAAUAUGUGACAUGCCAACUUACAUAGAAAACCUGGAAGGAAUUACUUAACCCUUUCCAUCUGUGACGCCGAUGUUGGCGUCACAGUAUGGAAAGGGGCAAGAGGAAAUGGAAGAGGAUUAAUCCUCUUCUAAACCUCUAAAUUCCUCUUAAUCCUCUUCCAUUUCCUCUUAAGAGGUUUAGAAGAGGACUAAUGGUGACACUGUCGGACGCCAACGUCGGCGUUGCCAGAGUGAAGGGGUUAACAGUUACGUGAAAGGUUUCAAAUGUUUAUACAAAGUUAUUGCUUCAGUUAGAUAGGACAAAUAACACUUGAGAAAUUUUCAAGAUAGGUAAAAAAUUAUUAUAGUCUUCAUGAACCAGGGUUGGCAGUGAUUAAAUCAUUGAUUUUUUUACAAAAAAAAAUCAUGAUUUUUUUAUUUUUGACUAAAAGUAUUCCAUACAUUAAAUGAUGUGCUCCAAAGAUGGUAAUGUAAAACAACCUUAUCAUGUGCAAUGAUUCAUUUAUUCUCUUAAAGGUAUAUAUAUUUAAAAAAGAAAAGAAUCCUACAAUAUUAUAUCCUCUUACUCUAAUGUUGCCAACUUGUCAUAUGUUUUUUACUAGGUAAAAAAUCAGCCUCCUUUAGUCUUUACUAACUUGGCAGGCAGUGUAUCAAUAAUAACCAAGGUUAGCAACCAACCAACCAAACCGUAACAGAAUAAAAGUUGAUAUUCUUCUCUAUGGUAAUAAUAUAAUAUGCUGUCAUGAAAAUGACAACUUAAGGCAACUCUAUCUGUCCUAAACCUGGUCCUGUACCAACUACAAACAAGUAUGUAUCUGGAUCCUUGACUGUGCUCCGACUUACAGGCCCUAAACUUAAACUUAACGUAACCUAUGGAGACUUUCAAAUCACUCAGCAGGAUAUAUCACCAACCCUGUCAUGAACCAAUGAAACCAAGUAAAGUUAAAUCCUAAGUUCUGAAAAAAAUUGUAUUAGGUAAGAGUGUUUCUUCCAUCCAAAGGUUGUGGUUGCACAUUGCCUUUUCUUCAUUUGAUCCCAAUAUGUUCAAUAUGUUAUAUAAAUAUGUUAUAUAAUAUAUAUAUAUAUAUAUAUAUAUAUAUAUAUAUAUAUAUAUAUAUAUAUAUAUAUAUAUAUAUAUAUAUAUAUAUAUAUAUAUAUAUAUAUAUAUAUAUAUAUAAUAUGGGCUGUCUCCUUUUUGCCACUUGAUCCUCAUCCACCCAGAAAUGGCUGUCAGUCAACAUCAUCAGACAGUGGCAAUAGAUCAUGAAAUAUCUUAAGUAGAACUUUUACUGGUGGUGACAUUGGCGGGUCACAAGCUCGUGGAAAGCAGUGUGAAAAAGCCUCAUUCUCUCCCUCUCUUUUUCUUAGCUAGCUGGCUUCUCCCUUUGUGUAAGAUUAGAAAAUAUCAACUGGAAAAAGUGCACAUGGAGAAACCAGUUAGCUGAGAGGAGAGUGGAAGGGGAUGAAGCUUUCUCACAUUGCCUCCCACGAGUUUCUGACCCAUCAUGGCAUCACCACCAGUAAGGUAAGGUUUUACCGAAGAUAUUUUCUUAUCUGUCGCCAUUGUGCCUCAGUGGUCAGCAUGUCCAGCCUCAUAUCAACAGGCUGGGUUUUGAUCCUGACCUGGGCAGAUGGGAUGCAGCCCCCAAAGAUGUUCAUUCUUGCUUUCAGGCUGGUUGAUAAAUGGCAACUGGGGGAACUUGGGGAAAGUAAAUUGUGUUAGCCUAGACACUUGCCCUGUAUCCCGGGUUAAUGGGUUCUUAGUCACCAGAGGUGACGGAGAUGAGAGCACGGAGGCAAUGCUCAGUUUCAGUGGAUGCUCCCAACUUCACAUUUAUGUAGUUUACAUACAAACAGACAAGGGGGGUAUAAUAUUUACUUUCAAUUACUUGACAUGAUUGUCCUACUACUAUUAUUUUUACUAGUUAUCACUUAUUAGUACCUGGUCUUAUUACUAUUACAGCCAUUACUUUUUAUGCAACACCAAUGAUAAAUAUAAUCAGUACUUAGCUACUACUGUCAUUUUGUAAACACUCGGUGACAUUUGCACCUAUUACUGUUACCCCAUGGCUGCACAUCACCACCAGUGCAUGAAGGAUAUAUGAAUAUUCUAUGGAAACUUGAGGGUGGUCAGUUUACUUACUAAAAUGUUAAAUUUAUAAUUAACAGAUAUUCAUAUAACUACCCAGCAGGACAUGGUAAAUAAAUUGUUGGUAGCAGGAAUUGCUUUUGUUACUGGGCUGUUAGGCAAUAGCAGUAUCACAUCCAAAUUCAGUUAAUACUUGAAGAUCAAGAUUUUCUCCCAAGUCACCAUCAGGAGGCCAAGUAGCUUACAAAUACUUCAAGUGAAUUUGUUCACCCAAGGGGGAUGGAGGCACUGCCCCUCUGACUAACUUCCUUUGAAUCUGAUAUCAAAACUAAGCUGAAUGGUUCACGCCCCAACACGAACUGUGUCCCUAAGAUUAAAGGUCUGGUGAUGUGCCUGAAUGGAGGAGAGGUAAUAUCAGGCAGAUGGUGCCUGUGUGGGGAAGUGUAAGGAGUGUCAUGAAAGGAACACAUCCUAACAUUAUAACAUUAUUGGAUUGCUUGAAUGUUGCAGUACAUCCAUGAUUUGAAACCAUGAUAUGAAAAUGUGCUUACUCACCUGCUUACCUGAAGCCUUCACUUUCACCAGUAAGAAGUGAGAAGUGACAAAGAGGAGGCUUCUUCCCUUUACUUUCAUCUCAUGAUGUGGUUAAUAUUCUUGAUUAUCUGAAAAGUUGAACAUUUCAUUGUAAUUGCUCUGUUUGCCUGUGUAAGUCUGGUCCUGUAUAAAAAAUAAUUGAUUUUUGUAGAAGUAAAUGUCUGCAAACAGAGGCAAUAAGGUUAACACCGUGCCUCCUCACUCAUGCAGGCAAUGAGAGAGGGGCAAGAGUUAAUGUGGGAAGUCCAUAAGAUCAACUAGAACAUAAGCAGGUAUUCUGGGAAAACUAUAAUAAGGAUUAUUUGUUAGGAAUCAAAUGAAUGAACAAAAUUUUAUUUAUACCUCAACAGUGAUAUGGGUUGACACUGGGACCCACUUUUUCUUCUAGUAAGGUGAAAAAGCUACUGUUGAUGCCAUUUUUGCUCCAGUUGAUCUCAAGAACAUGUUAUGGAUGUACAUUCGAUGCUUUAAUUUGGUUGAAUUAAAUUUUCAGGAACUUUUUUUACAUACAGUAAAAGGAUUUGCUGCUUAAAUUUGAAGCAUUUCAAAGUGAGCAGCAUGACUUGUGCCAUCUAAGUUAUAUUGGCAACUGUGGAGUUGAUUGCCCCACUGUUAAGCAGCUCCUUCUCUUGAAUUACCAAUGUUGCAUUAGUACUAUUACAAUUAUGAUUUACUUCUAUGUUAAACUUUUUUGGCUGUCAUGUUUCCUGGAGGUCUACUUUAUUCUGUUAUCUAUACUUGCUGCAGUAAGGGGGUUCACAAAAGUUACUUGUAUGAUUAUAUUGGUGAAUACCAGUCAAUAAUGUAUUCUAGAGGACUACAUAAUUUAGCCCCAAUAACACAAGUGAAGCAUAAAUACAUAUCAUUUAAGUAAUUGGAUUAAUGCAAUAAUUUUGCCCUGUAACUCGGAACAAGAGCAUCAAAAUGUGGAUAACCUUACACUGUCAAAGAAUUAUGUGAUGAUUCAUUAAGUAAAAAGUUUUCAUUCAGUAGAAAUUUGCUUAUAUAACAGCUGUGAUGAGCUUGCAAAAGCUUGUUGGGCUUUCUUUAUAGUUGUUGAUUUCAAUGUUGACAAAUUAUUUAUUUUUAUCAUUUUCCCAUUAAAGAGAGAAGCAUGGCUUUGGAGGAUGGAGGUGAUGUAAUCUGUGGUUGUAGACGCUAUAGUUGCUGUGAAAUUUUGUUUACAUAUUUACUUUUUGUUGGUAUUCUUUGAUUAGGUUGAUGCUUGAAUCUCUCAAUGCAAACCCAAUAUUUGUAAAAUAAUUGAUGUUUGUAUAUUUCUUUCUAAACAAAGCAACGCAUAUGUUAUAAUACAUUUAAUUCAUAUUCAUGCUUAUUUGUUGGUGGAAUAUUUUAAGAAAAUUCCAUUUCUCUUGUAAAUAAAGAAAUUAGAUUUAGUAAACCUAGUAUUUUUUGUUAUGACAUACUUUUAAGUCACAUGCAGUCCAUAACUGAAGAAUUAUUUUAUGACAUAUUAAACAUGUUAAUUUAUGCCACACCAAAGAAUAAGGUGACAAGUUACCUUGAUUGUGGAUCUUUCUCUGAUAUCUCAAAUAUGAAUCUACUAGAGGAGAAGUUGUGUGAGCCCAGACGCUGCCAACAGUUAGCUAGGAUUGCUUGUCAUUAUAGGAUAGCCAACCACUAGGAAGAAUGAGAAAAUGACAACAGUUUGAUUCCGGUGGGGGACUGCUUCCUAAAGCAUCAACCGUCCCAUGAUAGCUAUGUCCCAAUCACUCCAUUUUUAUUUUCCUCAUGGCCAGAAGUAAGUUUAUUACAAAGUUUUGGAAUGAGAAAAUAUAUAAAACAAGACGGUAUUGAGCCUUGAACUUGAUACUGCAGAGUCAGUUAAUUCAAUCUUAAAUUUCCGCAUUUGUCAGUUGAGCCUAUAGUUCCUAUGGACGGCACAAUACAAGAGGGUCAGAUUCCAGUCAGUAUGUAAAGUGUAUAGAUCAAUGUAACUAAUUACCCAAAGUACUAAUCACUGUAAUUCAUAUUUUAUGAACCUUGAGUCAUGUAUUUGAGUUUCAAUAAAUAUUUUUAUCUUACAAA